CUGACUUCCUCUCGGAUCUCUGUUCCAAAACAUAUUUUCGAAUCCACCCAGCGUAACAGGCCUCUUGGCAGUUAGUAUACGGUACUAUGAUAGUGGAACGAAGUUUAUAACACUUAAAUGUCAAGAUUUUGUUUCCUUGUGAUAUAUUGCUGCGCCAUUCUUCAUGUACUCAUAGUAUCGGCCACAGGUAAUGCAGGAAGUGCAUGCCAGGAUGACGACGACUGUCGGAAAGAAGCCCACUACGUCUGCCUCAGUGGCGUGUGCACCUGUAAGCCAGGCUACUUUCAAGAGCUAGUCAACACCACAUCGAAAUGCGUCUUUGUGGGCAUUCCAGUGGGUGAACGAUGCCUCUCCGAUGAGUCGUGCAUCAACCAAAACCGCACGUUCUGCAGCGGCAAGCAUAUCUGUGUCUGUCGCCACGGCUUUUACGAGAACAGUGGCAUUUGCAAGCGAGGGCGCAAGCUGGGCGAUGCGUGCCGUGGAGACGAGCAGUGUGAAGCAACAAACAAUGGAUCGCACUGCCGUGGAUCUGCAUGCCGCUGCAAGGAAGGAUUUUAUCAGGAAUCUGUCGGAGGGAACGCUACCUGCUCGCUAGGGAGUCCCCCCUUGCAGUUGUGCUACACCAACUACGACUGCUUCAUUCGAGACCGCCACCUUGUGUGCGACGGACGCUUUUGCCGGUGUAGGCAGGGGUAUCACAUGGAGCUCACAUCGUGGGGGUGGAGGUGUAUCGACUCGACUGGGCUGCAGCGUCCCUCUCAUGGAAGCGUAGUGUCCAUGUUCCGCAUUUCUCCUGCAGCCAUUCUGAUAGCCUGCGUUAUCUUAGGAUACAUGAAGCGCAGGCAAAAGCCUGAUGCAGGCCAGGCGGUGGAUAGGCACUCUGGGAGCCGAUCGCACCAUUUCAUGAACGCCUUUGUGAGUCGACCGCACCACUUCAUGAACCCUUUUCACAGAAGGGCAUCACUCAGAGAAGUAGUAACCCAACGCUGUCAAGGUGGCAGUGCAGGUGAUUCGUUCGACCAGCUGCUCCCACCAAACACGUGUGUCAACCUUCCGCCCGAACCCCCGCCCUACCAAGCAGGCGAGGAACCUCCACCCAGUUACGAGGAAGCCAUAAGAAGUUCAACUGCCCCUGUUCCUGCUUCGAGGAAUGCUCAGCCGAGGCAAGCGUGAUUCAACAAUGUCGAAGGAAGUGCUUUAACACAUCCUCCACGUGCAAGAAGCAUGGCUUAUCUCGCACAUUGUCCGUGUUUCUCAUCCGUUGGGAUUUGUUUCCACUCCUCUGUAACAUCACUUCUCAGAGAAAGAGAGAAACGGCAGUCAAAAAAAAAAAAGAAAAUGUGGUCCUCCGGUAUGGGAAGUAAAUUAGCCAGGUCACGAGCUGGUAUCUGUAACAGGAUUUGAGAUUUGUAUCAUUUGUUUGUAUUAUUGAUUGAUCUCGUUAUAUUAAUUUGUAGGGAAGAUUGUCCUGCAUAUUAUGUGGUGCAGAAUAGGGUAUUGGUAGCUUUAGGUUCGAAUGACUGAGCAUAACGCAAUACGUAGCUGAAAUAACACCGAUAUAUGUUAGCUCAUCCAUUUCUAAAGCAGUUUAUUGUGAAGUGCCAUAAAAUGUGCUGGGUAAUAAGCAUGUACACUGACAGGAAAUAUAAGUAAGAAGACUUCUGUAUGCACGUAAAUACGUUCAACAAUUGAGUGUGCUUUUUGUGAGAUUCUUAGUUUCUCUGUGAUACCUAUCUUUUGACAAGAUUUGAAUUCUGGGUCACGUCGACAUGAAUGUGUUUGAGUGAUAGAAACUCCCUGCUGCACCAAUUUGCAUAUCUGGGGCUUGGGGAGAUGUACCUAUAUGUAUAUAUAUAGCUGUGGAAUUUUUCAUGUACCGGACCCUUUCUAGCUUUAGAACUCUCAUAGUCUUGCUAGUUCUUACACGAUCUUUUUACGGAAAUCAUCAAAGCUGUGGUUUUUACGGGCAAAAGCUGUCAUACCCCCACCUGCCCAUCUAAUGCACGUGUAUCUGUGCUUUUAAGCAACCAGAUGUUUUUUUUUUGUUUUCUGUGUAAUAAUACCCCGUCUCAUGGCAGUGAAGAUUGUUUGAACUCUCUUCUUUUUUUUUCUUCUGCGAAUGUGAUGGCCAUGUUGCUUGACCCGGAACGCUCUAAAAUUUAGUAGGUUAUUCCUCAGGUCGCCUGCGCCUUUCCCUUUUCCUCAAAUCCUCAGAAUUACUCCCCUCAUAUUUGGCUUUUCUAUUGCUUGAUUUCCGUAGAAUGACACCCCCAAACACGAAAAUACGGAGUGCUUAUUUAGUACUUGUUUGUUUAGGAAUUUACUGCAUUAAAGGAAAUAUAUUGUGUUCAGUUGUAGAAGGCUGGUUUUUGCAUGGGGAUAAUCGCAAAAAUACUGCAUUAAGGAUGCUUGCUGCUAGUACUAAAUAUAAUGUGUGGUUCUUCAAGUGUGGUUUGUGAAAGGAAAAAAAAUGUGUAUAUGUUUGUCUGUUCAUGCACUCCUGGGUUCUUGUGCUACCUCAUAAACUGUGAACAUUGCUGUAUUUUAGUGCUUAGUACAAAUGUCGUUUAUAUCAAUUUGAGGUGUCUGCAAAUUGUAGUGAAGACAGCACGCAUUUCUGUUGCGUAACUUGCUCCUUGCGGUACGGAAAUUUCUAGCAUAAAUGCGCUUAAUUACUAUACAACGUGAAUUAUUUGUUACAGCACAUUCAUCUGCUUCAAGGGUGAAUCUCUCAAUAUUUCCUCUUGCAGUGUUUUAAUUAAAUUCCUGAUUGCUCAGAGUCACAAACUGAAAUAAAGAUUUGUUUGACAUCUCCA
Messenger RNA from Ornithodoros turicata, 2816 nucleotides. RefSeq lists its product as uncharacterized. Lineage: Eukaryota; Metazoa; Arthropoda; Arachnida; Ixodida; Argasidae. The record is from RefSeq and is a predicted model, not a curated record. Bases 118 to 1173 code for a protein of 351 amino acids. The transcript has 9 exons.